GGCUCCCGUUCUCCCACUCUCGCCGUCUCUCCUCUCCUCUCUCUCUCUCUCUCUCGGGCGCACGCCGCCGGCGCCGCCGCCGCAGCAGCAGCGAUGGGCCUCUUCGACACUCUCUACCGCGUGGUUAUGCGCCGCAACGCCGUCUACGUCACAUUCGUCGUCGCCGGCGCCUUCGCUGGCGAGCGGGCGGUCGAUUACGGUGUCCACAAGCUCUGGGAGAUGAACAACAUCGGGAAAAGGUAUGAAGAUAUAUCAGUUUUGGGGCAAAGACCAACUGAAGAAUGAGAACAUUGGAGCUUAGAUUUCCCAGGAUCUAGCUUUACGUGAAAUGAGACACCAUUUUAAGCUUUGGUUUAUCAUUACCUUUUGACACAAUAAACAAUGUAAAACUCCUAACUUCGUUUCUGAGAGUUGCAAUUCAUUUACUCGAACAUGCUUAUAUGAAUUUGGUGGUGCAUGGCUUAAAACCUGUUAUCCAACCAGGGAUUGAUAUGUGUGGUCCCUCCAGAAUCAGCUUAAAACUGUCAAAAACCUGUUAUCCCAAUGAGAAAUGGUUUGUUAUCUA
Molecule: messenger RNA, 565 nt
Organism: Phragmites australis (common reed)
Lineage: Eukaryota; Viridiplantae; Streptophyta; Magnoliopsida; Poales; Poaceae
Product: cytochrome b-c1 complex subunit 9, mitochondrial-like
Exons: 3
Coding region: 94-285 (63 amino acids)
Biological process (GO): mitochondrial electron transport, ubiquinol to cytochrome c
Source: RefSeq, a predicted model, not a curated record